Messenger RNA from Dentiscutata erythropus, 270 nucleotides. The record is from the annotation of a GenBank genome assembly. NCBI's taxonomy places the organism in Eukaryota, Fungi, Glomeromycota, Glomeromycetes, Diversisporales, Gigasporaceae.
AUGUCUAAUGAAAAUUCUAGCGAAGAAAAUACUGUCACUCAUAAACAAGACGAUACGAUUGAUGAUAUACUUAUUGAAUACAAUAGUUCAGUUAGCGAUAAUAAUGUAUUAGAUAAACAUAAUAACCUGGGUAAUAAUAAAGAUAACUUGGUUAAUAACGAAGAUGACCUGGCUAAUGAAUAUAAAGAUAAUCCGGUUAAUGAUGAUGAUGAAAAUCUGGUUUAUGAUAAUAAUAAUGAUCUAUUCGAUGAAAAUAACCAAGAUAAUACA